AUGAAAUUUACCGCUACUUUCCUUGCAGCUGCUGCUUUGUUCGUUUCUACUGCUACUGCAGAUGACCUAACUCCAGAAGACAUUGCCAAGAUCAAGGUUUUCUUGAGCGAUGUGAAGGCCAAUUUCUCCGAGUACAUGAACUUGUACACUUCUGGUGGUUUCAAGAUCCCAGACAACUUUAUUCCAGUGUGGAGAGCUAUGCAGACUUACACUGAUGAGUCCUACACCAGUUUGUUCACAAGCUUGAAGAUGGACCAGGUUAACUCCGCUUUGACUGCCGUUCCAUGGUACUCGUCCAGAUUGGCGCCAGCUUUGGUCUCGAUCGGCGGUGGUGGUGACGCGGGUCCAUCUGCUCCAUCCAGCUCUGAGGCUCCAUCCAGCUCUGCGGCUCCAUCCAGCUCUGCGGCUCCAUCCCCAUCCGCUGCUCCAUCCAGCAGUGAAGCUGCUAAAAGUUCUCCAGCUGUCCAGACCUUCAAUGGUGGUGCUGGUAACUUGAAGGCUUCCUUUGGUAUGGCCGUCGCUGGUGUCGUUGGUUUGUUGUUGUAG
Messenger RNA from Eremothecium cymbalariae DBVPG#7215, 546 nucleotides. Its product is annotated as SRP1/TIP1 family protein. The transcript has a single exon. Gene Ontology annotation, biological process: fungal-type cell wall organization. Lineage: Eukaryota; Fungi; Ascomycota; Saccharomycetes; Saccharomycetales; Saccharomycetaceae. Bases 1 to 546 code for a protein of 181 amino acids. Gene Ontology annotation, cellular component: fungal-type cell wall; fungal-type vacuole. The record is from RefSeq and is a predicted model, not a curated record. Gene Ontology annotation, molecular function: structural constituent of cell wall.